AUGGCGGACAUGCGUGAGCUGGUGAUGGAGAAGGUCCGCAAGCACUUCCAGCCCGAGUUCAUAAACCGCAUCGACGAGUUCAUCAUAUUCGAGCCCUUGGCCGCGGAGCAGAUCGAGACCAUCGUGCGGCUGCAGGUGCGCGGCGUGGGGCAGCGGCUGUCUGAGAAGAAGAUGAAGCUGCUGCUGCAGGACACGGCAGUCAGGCACCUGGCUGAGGUGGGCUUUGACCCGGUGUACGGCGCGCGCCCUGUGAAGCGCGCCGUGCAGCGCGAGCUGGAGACGCCCCUGGCCAAGGCCCUGCUGACCGGCCAGUUCCAGGAGGACGACACGGUCGUCGUCGACUGCGCCGGCGGCGGUGACAUCAGCGUGACGUCAGCGGGCGGCGGCGGGGGCGGGACGUGGCUGACGUUCUCGCGCAUCCCGGGGGUCUCGGCGGUGGAGGACGCGGAUGCGGAUGACAAGGCAGAGGGGGCCGGCGAGGGGUCGUCCGCGGCGGCCGCGGCGGCGGCAGCCACAGGGCCGAUUCCUGUGACGAUCCCGGGGCACACCUACCGGCCGUCAAAGCUGGCGGCCCCGCCGGCGGCGGCGGCGGCGGCGGCGCCUGCGCCGGCUGCGGCGGCGGGCCCAGGCAGCGGCGGCGCCGGCGGGCGGUUCGACCCGCUGGCUGCGGGCAGGGCAAAAAAGAAGGCGCAGCCGCAGGCAGAGCAGCAGCAGCAGCAGCAGCAGCAGCACCAGCAGCACCAGCAGCAGCAGCAGCAGGUCGGGCCGCCGGCAGCCGGCAGCAGCGAACCGCCCGGUCCUGGGGAGCAGCAGAGCGCCGACCACCACCAGCAGCAGCAGCAGCAGCAACCGCAGCAGCAGCAGGAGCAGCAGCAGGCGAACGGCGCGGGGGACGCGCUGGACGCUGAAGUGGCGUCCCUGCUCCAUGGCGGCCAGACACCUGCAUUCCUGCGCACCCCGCGGCGGCGGGACGAGCAGGAAGAGGCGCCGACGUGCGCGGAGUGA
Monoraphidium neglectum is the source of this 1005-nucleotide messenger RNA. Its product is annotated as Chaperone protein clpB 1. Gene Ontology annotation, cellular component: cytoplasm. NCBI's taxonomy places the organism in Eukaryota, Viridiplantae, Chlorophyta, Chlorophyceae, Sphaeropleales, Selenastraceae. Gene Ontology annotation, biological process: cellular response to heat. Gene Ontology annotation, molecular function: ATP hydrolysis activity. The record is from RefSeq and is a predicted model, not a curated record. The transcript is spliced from 4 exons. The coding region runs from base 1 to 1005 and encodes 334 amino acids.